ACGAUGUUCAAUUAGAUCGUUUGUUCACUAAACUGACGUUCCCCUUCACGCCUGCAGGUGGCGGUAAUGCGCCGCAGUGCUGGUUUGGACGGAAAUGAACCGGAAGUGAAGCGGCGUACACAGUGCUGUGUACGGUCACACGUGGGUUCUGGAGCCGUGAAAUAUUAUGUACAGUUGUGUGGUUUAAUUAGAUAAUAUGUCAAGAAGAGGGAAAACUAUGCCAGAGGAAGAUACCGCUUCCAAAGCGGGACCAGGAGAAGAUGAGGUGGAGGAGCUUCCAGCGGAGACCAGACGGACCCGGAGCGGCCGCAGAGUGCGUCCUCCUGCCGCACUGUUGGACUCGACAACCCCGGUGAGGACUUCCAGCAGAAGGACCAGGAGGUCCGUUCUCCAGGAACUUCCAACGGUGGAAGAACCUAAUACCUUGGAUAAGGAGCAGAAUCCCGAAAGUCCGGCUGAGGUUAAAUCUAAUGCGUCUACGGAACCGGAGCUAACAGAGCUAACAGAGCUAACAGCACAGACUGUAGCAGCGGGUACCGAGACGGCACCCGAGGUGGAACAGAACCCCCCGUCCAAGCCGGCGCCCACAGAAACGGCUCCAGAGAGCAUCCCAAAGAAGAAACCUCGUCUGACCCCAAGUGCCAAACAGACCCCGGCGGUUCCUCUGGGGAAACCGAAGUCAGGACGAGUGUGGAAGGACCGCAACAAACAGAGGUUUUCUGCGAUGGUGAGAGACAAACCUCUGUGCACCUCUUGGGAAAAGAAGAUGGCAGCCAAGCGGGAAAAGGAUCUGGUGAAACAGUAUACCAUGAGGCUGAAAGAGGAAAAAGCCCAAAAGAAAGAGGAAAAGAGGAAAAGACGAGAGGAAAACCUGAAACGGCGCGCAGAGAACGAACGCAAAGCGGAGAUCGUUCAAGUGAUCCGUAACACGGCAAAGAUCAAGAGGAUGAAGAAGAAACAGCUGAGGAAGAUCGAGAAGCGCGACACUCUGGCCCUGGUGCAGAAGUCACAGAGUCAGAAUGCCAAAACCAAAGUGCAAAAAAACAUCAAGAAGGAUUUAACUCCAGCAAUAAAAUGAGUUUGUUCAUCACUUUGGUCACUUAUUGUCUUUGGACAGGAUUUUUAUGGUGGGGUGCAAUUGUUGCCCAAAUCGGAUAAAGGGAACAUUGAGGGACUAGCUUUUUCUCAUAAACGUAGAAAAAUAUUUUACAAAAGAUAUAAGUGGAUACAUAAUCGAAUUAUAUAUUUUGUAAGAUCUUUUUGUAUGUGCGGUAUAGAUUUUUUUUAAAUA
This is a messenger RNA of Menidia menidia (Atlantic silverside), 1291 nucleotides long. The record is from the annotation of a GenBank genome assembly. NCBI's taxonomy places the organism in Eukaryota, Metazoa, Chordata, Actinopteri, Atheriniformes, Atherinopsidae.